AUGCAUCCCCAUCUCCACACAAGUGAGAACACAGCAUGCGCAGAGGUCAUGGACCUCCUCGACGAAUGCCACGCGCGCGGCUUCCUAUGGAAAGCCGUGGGCAUGUGCAACGAUGCGAAGACCGCCGUCAAUAAAUGUCUACGCGCGCAGCGACUCGAGCGGACGAAGUUGAAUCGGGAGGUGGCCAAGGUCAAGAACAAGCAGAUUAGAGCCAAGUGGGCUGAUAUCGAUGCGAAUUCAUGA
Molecule: messenger RNA, 243 nt
Organism: Venustampulla echinocandica
Lineage: Eukaryota; Fungi; Ascomycota; Leotiomycetes; Helotiales; Pleuroascaceae
Exons: 2
Coding region: 1-243 (80 amino acids)
Cellular component (GO): mitochondrion
Source: RefSeq, a predicted model, not a curated record